Oncorhynchus gorbuscha (pink salmon) is the source of this 3513-nucleotide messenger RNA. Its product is annotated as phosphatase and actin regulator 3-like. Gene Ontology annotation, biological process: actin cytoskeleton organization. The transcript has 12 exons. Bases 503 to 2035 code for a protein of 510 amino acids. Lineage: Eukaryota; Metazoa; Chordata; Actinopteri; Salmoniformes; Salmonidae. Gene Ontology annotation, molecular function: actin binding. The record is from RefSeq and is a predicted model, not a curated record.
UGAUGUAGCAGACUGCGUUACGCGGUGGAAUAAACAGCCUCGUCUUCUUGGGACUGACUGAUUCUGCUGAGUACGUUGGCUCUGUUGGCUCUGUGACGAGGGUCCUCUGACUGCCCUCUCCGUUCAUUUCUUCCUGUGACGACGGUAGAGGAUUCACUCAGUCCUCCGACUACCCUCUGCUCCUCUCCGAUCCUCUCCUCCCUUGACGAGGGUACAGGAUUAACUCAGUCCUCUGACUGCCCUCUCCUCCUCUACAUUCCUCUCUUUUCCUCUUCUCUGUUCCUCUCUUUCUGUGACGAGGGUACAGGAUUUAAUUAUUAUUAUUAUUUAUUUUUUAACGUUUAUUUAACUAGUCAAGUCUUAAAGAACAAAUUCUUAUUUUCAAUGACGGCCUAGGAACAGUGGGUUAACUGCCUCGUUCAGGAUUUACUCAGUCCUCUGACUACAGACGAGACCCUGUCCUCGUCUAUUCAUUGGACUGAUUGGAAGGUACAGUAAAUUGAUGGAACAGCAGCGGGGUGCAGGCGCUCCAGAGGGUGUGGUGUUGGGGGUGCUGACCCCUCCCGUCAGGAGGAGCAGUAAAUUGGCCAGUCUUGGACAGAUCUUUAAACCCUGGAAAUGGAGGAAAAAGAGGAACGGCAAGAUCCAACAGAACUCCACAGUGGGAAUCGAACCCACAACCCUGGCCGUUGCGCUGUGUGUUUCAGCUUUAGAGCGGACCCGGGAUGAACUGGCCAAUAGGGGCCUGGAGGGGAUUGAACCAGAGUUUUGUGAGGCGUGUGGGGGGUUAGAAGACCCUGACACUCCCAGCCAAUCUGACGCAGAGGAGAGAGAGGAGGAGGAGCCUUUGGCGCCCCUGGCAACCACCUCAGAGUACCUGGUCAGCGAUGAAGACAACCCAUCUACAGCUGUUGAUCUGACAGAAGACACUUUGACAGUGGCGGACCAGAGUGAGGACGGAGGGGAGGAGGACACCUCCCUCUGUGAGCCCUGUGUGGAAAGCUUUCUGGUACAGGCUGAGACAGGAGGGGGGCAGGAGACACCUCACCCCAUGGACCCCCCAUGGGACCUCCCACACCCCAACCUACCCAAACUACUUACCAGGCUGGGCAGCCUAGAGGGUCCUCACCCCUUCCCUAAGUCGGAUCCUAACCUAGAGAGGAAGAAGUCUCCAGCCACUCUACCCAGGAACUUCACUUUGCCCAGGACUACCCAGGGUUCCUUGCUGCGAGGACGGAUCUCCACCCCUACCGGUUCCCCUCACCUGGGGGCACUGCGACCCCCACCGCCCCCCAGCUGUAUUAUAGAGGAGCUACAUCGGGCCCUGGCCACCAAACACAGACAGCACAGUUUCCAACCGAAGGAAAUGAGCUCUUCUCCGAAGCUUCGGUACGACAGUCGUCUGGCGCGUACAGCCAGCGUGGAGAAAGUCCCAACCGGAGGGAUGGAGAGAGAGAAGGAAUCAGACGAGAACAAGGAGAACAGACGUCUAGAUGAAUUCUACAACGACCCUGACCGCUGGAAUGACUCUGUCAUCUCCGGCACCCUGCCGCGGCGGAUGCGUAAGGAGUUGUUAACGGUGAAGCUUCGUAACCGGCCCAGUCAGCAGGAGCUGGAGGACAGAAACAUCUUCCCUGUUCGCUCAGACCUGGAGAGACAGGAGACACGACAGCACAUAGAGACCAAGCUGGCCAAGCGGCUGAGCCAGAGACCCGCGGUAGAGGAGCUGGAAAGUCGGAACAUCCUCAAACAGAGGAACGACCAGUCAGAGCAGGAGGAGAGGAGAGAGAUCAAACAGAGACUCAACAGGAAGUUGAACCAGCGUCCUACAGUAGAUGAGUUGAGGGACAGGAAGAUACUGAUUCGUUUCAGUGACUAUGUUGAGGUGGCCAAGGCUCAGGACUACGACCGCAGGGCAGACAAACCCUGGACCAGGCUGUCUGCUUCAGACAAGGCAGCAAUAAGGAAGGAGCUGAAUGAGUUCAAGAGCAACGAGAUGGAGGUUCACAAUUCCAGCAAGCACCUGACAAGGUGAGUCUGAGGUUCCAUCGACCGUAGUGUAGAGGUAGUUUCUUCUGUGAAGAACCAGCUGUGUGGUCAGUGUAGACGAUGUGACAGUCUCCUGUUCCCAGGCCCAGUCUCCUGUUCCCAGGCCCAGUCUCCUGUUCCCGGAUGUUCGACCUACAGAUUUCUGUCUGUCUCUCUACCAACAUGGAGGAGCUGUCUGUCUCUCUGUGUGUCACAAUGGAGGCUAUGUCUCUAGAGCUGGAGCCCAGGAAAGAUAAAAUCAGACUGAUAAACUCUUAAAGGAACUAUUAGCACGUCAAUGUGUGCUGUUUCCUGGAUGUCAUCCAAUGAGAAAAAGACUCCUGGAUGCCAUCCAAUGAGAAAAAGACUCCUGGAUGCCAUCCAAUGAGAAAAAGACUCCUGGAUGCCAUCCAAUGAGAAAAAGACUCCUGGAUGUCAUCCAAUGAGAAAAAGACUCCUGGAUGCAAUCCAAUGAGAAAAAGACUCCUGGAUGCAAUCCAAUGAGAAAAAGACUCCUGGAUUCCAUCCAAUGAGAAAAAAGACGAAUGAAGAAGACGGCACCACUUACUAGUUCACAAGUCGUUUCUCUCAAUUCACUCUAAGCCAGCAGUCUGAACGAAUCAGAAUCAGAAAACUUUAUUGCUACGCAACAAAUGUUGCUAAGAAUUUUCUCUCUAUGUCAAUGAUCUUAACCGCUAGGCUACUUGCCGCCAGAUAAAAGUUCAAACGGAUGAGACAUCCCAUCCCCCCCCAAACUGCUGGUGUGGAAUAAACUGAUAGAAAUGAUGUCGUCUGUGAGUGCUGGUCAUCUUGUUUCGUAGUGGAGUUGGAUCGUUUGGAUUAGUCAAAAGGGAGGAACUAUGAAGAGCCUUCAUCUUAGCCCAGUGGAACCAGCCCAAAGGGAGGAACUAUGAAGAGCCUUCAUCUUAGCCCAGUGGAACGAGCCCAAAGGGAAAGGCUAGAAUGAUAUGUGGAGUGAAACAGAAUGGUGAAGGAAACGAUCAGACUUGUUUCACCAGGGUACCUCCAACCUGCUCAGACAGGGAUCAGACUUGUUUCACCAGGGUACCUCCAACCUGCUCAGAGACAGGGAUCAGACUUGUUUCAUCAGGGUACCUCCAACCUGCUCAGAGACAGGGAUCAGACUUGUUUCACCAGGGUACCUUCAACCUGCUCAGAGACAGGGAUCAGACUUGUUUCAUCAGGGUACCUCCAACCUGCUCAGAGACAGGGAUCAGACUUGUUUCACCAGGUUACCUCCAACCUGCUCAGAGGAAACAUCUUUUCUCCUUCAGAGGAACAUCUGAACAUUUUGUCUCAUAAACUUGUUUCUACAAGUCAGGGGAUGGAGGAGACGCCAGGUUACGUCUCAAAUGGCACCCAGUUCCCUAUAUAGUGCACUACUUUAGACCAGGGUUCCCUAUAUAGUGCACUACUUUAGACCAGGGUUCCCUAUAUAGUGCACUACUUUAGACCAGGGUUCCC